AUGGAAAAUAUACUUAACUUUAAAAAUUUAGCAAUAGAUUUGUGGAAUUUUUCUGAAUCUUUGGCUAUUGAUAUGACUCUUCAUUACUAAACUUAUUUUUCUCAUAAAGUUUAGGGAGUAUUAAAACUGAUAAAUGCUCAAGAAUGCAUUGGAAGUCUGAUUAUUAUUUUAAUGAUGAAUUAGAAGAGCAAUAUUAUAAAGAGAAAAUUCAAAGCUGCAUUUUGUUAAGUUGCAAAGGUAAUUUUAUUCUUUAUUCAUAAAUUUAUUCGAUAAUCAUUAAACAAAAAUAAAUUUUAACAUAAAAGUUUAGAAUAAUCUGUAUAUAAUUAAGAUAUUUUUAAUAUUUCCAAAAUUCAUUUUUAUAAAGUAUCUGAAUUCAUAACAAAUUUUUUUUAACAAAUGGAUAGUAAUUCAAAUAAAGAAAACACUUAAUUUAUCAAAGAAAAACUUAACUAUAAAAGAGCACCAUCAAAUUCAGUAUUUUUACUAUCCUAAUUUAAAGCUUCUAUUAUGGGAGGGUAAGAUCUGAGAGAUAUUUCGAUUUCUGAUACUAAGAUUAAUUGUUUAAGCUUUUUUGCUAGUGAUCUAUAAUCUAGUAAAUUUUCUGGAGUCGAACUUAAUGGAUGCAACUUUAAUCUAUCAAAAAUUAAAAAUUCUAAAUGGUCUAUAAUUUGUAAUGAGUGA
Messenger RNA from Paramecium primaurelia, 684 nucleotides. The record is from the annotation of a GenBank genome assembly. Lineage: Eukaryota; Ciliophora; Oligohymenophorea; Peniculida; Parameciidae.